This is a messenger RNA of Vigna angularis (adzuki bean), 1203 nucleotides long. RefSeq names its product signal recognition particle 9 kDa protein-like. Gene Ontology annotation, biological process: negative regulation of translational elongation; SRP-dependent cotranslational protein targeting to membrane. NCBI's taxonomy places the organism in Eukaryota, Viridiplantae, Streptophyta, Magnoliopsida, Fabales, Fabaceae. Bases 701 to 1012 code for a protein of 103 amino acids. The transcript has 6 exons. Gene Ontology annotation, cellular component: signal recognition particle, endoplasmic reticulum targeting. Gene Ontology annotation, molecular function: 7S RNA binding. The record is from RefSeq and is a predicted model, not a curated record.
CUCCUGGACUCUUUGGGCUGUUUGAAUCGAAGCUGAUUAACAUUUGGGCCACUGCUGCCACGCUUGAAGUUGGUGCUGAUGCCACUGAAUUGGGCCGUCUUAAGCUGGGCCGCGAGGAAGCUUUCUGCACCGCUGCUGGAAUGCACUGAAUUGGCGCUGCUGGCAUAGACCGGGUUGAUUGCACAAGCAGCAGCUGCCUUGGGGGUCUCUUCCCCUCGUUUUCAUUUGAAGAAAGAACCCAAAGCUAGGGCAAAGCUAAAGGUGAGAGAGGAAAGCUCCCAAUAUUCAAGUCAUUUAGCCAGUGCUUCAAACGUCACUGACCGGUGGAGAAGAAGAGCUGACCGGAGCUGCCACGUGGAUAGGAUCGACGGUCAGAGCAAAGCAAGGAAACAGAUAAACGGUAGCCGUCCGAUGAUGAAGAGAAGAAUAAAGCAUCACAAGCGCCAUUCUUAGCUCUAGGGAGUGAAUCGCGGAGGGUGACAGACUCCACGAACGAGUGUGUGAAGGGUGACAGACUUCACUCACGAGACUUGGAGAUCACGAGAGUGAGAGCGAGAGACAAUUCUUUAGUUUCAUAGAGUAGAAGAUUUCACUGAGUUGCGAGGGUGACAGGCCGUGAUUUUCGGUGAUUUCUGGUGAACUUAGUUGACCAGAGCUUGACAAUUGGCAGAAAAUUGUUUCGAAGUAUCUGUCUGGUGCGAUGGUUUACAUAACUGAGUGGGACAAAUUUGUGGAGCAAUCCAUUCAGUUGUUUCGUGCUGAUCCUGACUCUACACGGUAUGUCAUGAAGUACAGGCAUUGUGAUGGCAAGUUGGUACUUAGGGUCACUGAUAACCGGCAGUGUCUAAAGUACAAGACAGACCAAGCACAGGAGGCUAAGAAGAUGGAAAAACUGAACAAUAUGUUCUUUGCUUUGAUGGCCCGUGGUCCUGAUGUUGAUCUAUCAGAAGUCACUGGAAAAGAGCAAAUGGAUGCUCAACCAAGCAAGAAAGGAAGAGGAAGGAAGCAAUAACUUGCUCUUUGCGAGACAUGAUGGUUUUGAGUCAGAGGACUUUCUAAGAAUUUGAACAGUUAUACUUUUCCCGAUCUAAUUAUUACUUCUUCAGAUUCUAUGAUGAAAGUGGUUGUAUAUUGAAGUUUUGAAGUCUGAAUUUCUGAUCUUUUGGAAGUCUUGAGUAUUACAGAAUUUAGUUAUGCCACCAA